Messenger RNA from Aspergillus fijiensis CBS 313.89, 987 nucleotides. RefSeq lists its product as uncharacterized. The transcript is spliced from 2 exons. Gene Ontology annotation, cellular component: mitochondrion. Lineage: Eukaryota; Fungi; Ascomycota; Eurotiomycetes; Eurotiales; Aspergillaceae. The record is from RefSeq and is a predicted model, not a curated record. Bases 145 to 987 code for a protein of 280 amino acids.
CUUGACACUCUGCUAGGUCUAUCACUCUUUCUUGUACACUACAACCGCUCACAGUAGCCCCUCUGUUUAGAUCAGAAACCCAAGAAUCUUAUCGUGUGUGCGCCUUCCUUGUUUCUCAUACUUCUCAGAAAUCAGAGCUUCACAAUGUCACCAGAUCGUUCAACUUUACAGCAAAACUUCCAUACCACCAGAUGGAACAGCGAGUUACAAAAACACCUUGCUGGGGAUAUUGCUGCCGGUGUAAUAUCAGCUACAUUCAUCUCCCCAAUUGUUACGAUCAUUGACCGGACGAUUGUUGAAAGACUCGCAUUGAACCGACCACUAUUGCGAACACUGGGUGUCAACGCAGUCUGCUCCAUCUUUCAACCUCGAAAAUUCUACGUCUCAAAGCCGUUUUUCAUUGUCUGGUCACUAUACGCAGCUACCUAUUGCACCGCAAAUAUCACGGAUACCUGCAUCCACCAUCUUCCCUCCCUCACCGACAAGAAAUCGACGGCGAAUCUCGCCGCGACGCUAAGCUUCUUGCCCACAUAUGUCGUGAAUGUAUAUCUGGGGAUCAUGAAGGAUGUCAACUUUGCUCAGUAUUAUGGUCGUUCGAGUACCGCCGUUGCAGUCGGUGCUCGCGUCCCACGAGCAGCAUAUAUGUCCCUGUUGUUCCGGGACAGUGUCACCAUCUUCAGCUCAUUUAACCUGGCGCCAUGGAUGGCCUCAUCCGUCCCGGAUUGGGUUGCGACCGGGCCGCACACCAAGGCCAUGAUCACUCAGCUAGUUCUGCCUGCUGCCGUUCAGUUUGCCAACACUCCACUACACCUCUUCGGGUUGGACCUGAUCGCCCGACCCCAGAGCCAAGGAUUGGUGGAGAGGUGGAGUCGGGUCCGACGGGAUUGGGCUUCUUCAUCAACCGUCAGGGCUGCAAGGGUCCUGCCGGCCUUUGGAGUAGGCUGCAUAAUGAAUACCGAGCUACGAGACCUGGUGCACCACAGUUAG